ACCUACCCUCUCUUCCAUAUGACAGCCCUUCAGAGACUUGAAGACAGUGUGUGACUCUCCUGUGAGCUAAGAGCACUGGCUGAGUCAGACAGACUCGAGUGACAAGCCCAGCUUCACUCCCUCUCAGCUGGAAGAGCCAAGAUUUCAUUGAUUUGUGGGGUUUCAUCAGGGCCCCUGAUGUCAACACAUUAGAGUCUCCAUCCGGAUACCCUGCUGUGUAGCCAUGGCAGAUAUGUCAAUACCAUUACAUUCAUUACGUUUCAACAAUAUGAUGAGGGAGGAAAAUAGUGACUCCCAAAACAGGGGGGCAACUUUCUCCAGACCAAUGACAGAGACCAGAGCAGAGGUUCAAAUCCUGCAUUCUCAGUUGCAGUUGCCUAUAGUCUCUUCUUCAGCCACAGAUCCCAGAGGGACAUCUAUGCAGCUGAUGACAUCCCCAGGCUUUGAUAGUCUGUCUACACCUCUCAUGGGAGCACCACACUCUGACACAUUGUCCCCACCGCUGAUGUCAGCCUCAGACACCGGGACACUGUCUCCACUGGUAAUGCCAACCUCAGAUUCAGGAACUCUGUCUCCACUUCUAAUGCCAGUUACAGACUCUGGAGCACUGUCUCCACUGCUAAUGCCAACCUCAGAUUCUGGAACAUUGUCCCCAUUGUUGUCUACUUCAGACUAUGGGUUAAUGUCCCCAGGGAUGAUGACAAUUCCUGACUUUGGGACAAUGUCCACAGAACUAAUGGCAGCACCAGAUUCUGCAGAAGUAUCACCACUGGCAAUGCCAGUUCCAUCCUCUGGAGUAAUAUCUGCACCUAUAAUGAGUACUUCAUCCUCUGAGGCAUCGUUAGUGCUAGGAUCAGAUCCUGAUGAGAUAUCCGCACUUCCAGAUGUGAACCCUGGGGUGAUAUCCAUAGAUCCAGGCUCUGAAGCAAUGUCCCCAUUGCAAAUUACAGAUGAGGACACAGAAGCAAUGUCCAAAGUGCUAAUGACUGCUCUAGCUUCUGGAGAGAUAUCAUCACUGCUAAUGUCAGGCACAGACUCUGAAGUGAUAUCCUCUCUGAUAAUGUCAGCCCUAGCUUCUGGAGAAACAUCAACCCAGCCAACAAACUCUCAAGACUCUGAAGGAAUACCCACUAUGCUCAUGUCAGGCUCAGACUCUGGAGUCAUGUCUUCAGUAACUAUGCCAGUGUCAGGCUCUGGAGCAAAGUCCACAUCACUGCUGUCAAUUCCAGAUACUGGAGAAAUAUCCACAUUACCAAAGCUGGCCCCAGAUGCUGAGGCAAUGUCCCCACUGCUAAUGACAGCGCUCACCUCCACAGUCAUGCCUACUCCACUAAUGUCAGCAUGUAGUUCUGGAGUGAUGUCCCCAGAUAUAACACAACAUAUCAACUCUGAGAUUGUGUCUGCUCCACCAAUAAGAGUCCCCACUACUGGACUGAUGUCCACAGUGCCGGUGAGGGCUUCUGAUACAGGGGCAAUGCCCAUACAACUAGUGAGAGUCCCUGCCUCAGGAAAUACAUCUACAUCACAAAAGACAGUUCCUGUCUCUGGAUCAAUGUCCACUCCGCUGAUGCCUGCCACAAGCCCUGGAGCAAUGUGCAUGGAACAAAUGUCAACCACAGCCUCUGGUUCGAUAUCUACACAUUUAACAAUGGCCAAAACAUCUGGAUCAAUGCCCAUAGGCUUUAUGAAGGCCACAGCGAAUGGGGCAGUUUCUGCACAGCGAACGAGAGGUUCAGCUUUGGGGACAAUGUCCACACAUCCAGUUAUAGCUACAGCCUCUGAAAUAAUGUCUGUGUCACAAUCAACAGUCCCAGCUUCUGGGUCAGCGUCCAUACAGAAAGUUCGAGCUCCUGUCUCUGGACCAAUGUCCACAUCACAAACAAGAACCACAGCCUCAGGGUUGACAUCCACACCACAAAUGAGAGCCAAAGCCUCUGGAGCAAUGUCUACCCCACUAAUGACUGCUGAAACCUCUGGAUCAGCAUCCCCACUGUUAAUGAGAGACACAGCCUCAGGAGUGAUAUCCAUGCCACAGAUGAGAGCUCCAGGCUCUGGAGCAUUGUCCAAGCCACUAAUGACAUCCAAAGCUUCUGGAAUGUUCAUGCAGCAAAUGACAACUGCAGCUUCUGGAGCAAUGCCCACAUUACUAACGAGAGACACAGCUUCUGGAAUUCUGUCCAUGCCACAGAUGACUGAUCCAGCCUCAGGAGGCAUGUCCACACUGCUAAUGAGAGACACAGCUUCUGCAACAAUGUCUACAUCACAGAUGACAGCCACCACCUCUGGAGGCAUGUCAGUGCCUCUGACAAGAGUCCCAUGUCCUGGAGCAACAUCCAUAUCAUUAAUGAGAGCCACAACCUCUGAGAAGAUGCCUUGUCAGGCAAUAAACACUCAAGACUCUGGAAAAGUAUCUACAUCACUCAUGAGACCUGUUACCUUGGGAGAGAUACAGAUGAGAUCCCAGGGCUCUGGGACAAUGUCCACACCCCUACUAAGAGCCUCAGACUCUUCGAAGAUGUCUACAUUGCUCAUAAAAGCCCCACCUUCUGGAGAGCGUCCUCUGCUACUAAUGAGACCUCCAGCUUCUGGAGAGACAGUUCCACCUCCAAGAGUCCCAGUUUACGGGACAUUAUCAGCUCCACACAUGACAGCCACAGCCUCAGGAAUGAUGCCCAUACUACCUAUGAAGGUUUCAGUCCCUGCAUCAGAGCCCACACCAGUCCUGAGACCCACAGAUUCUGGAGUGAUAUCCAUUCCACUGACGAGGCCCCCAGUUUCGAGAGGAAAGUCCAUACCACAAAUGAUGGCCACAGCUUGUGGAGACAUGUGCCCACUCCCAGUGAGAGCUCCAGUGACUGCAGGGGUCUCUCCACCACCAGUCAGAGCAUCAGCCUCUUUGGCCAUGUCUACAACACUUAGGAGACCCUCUGAUGGAGCCGUGGCCACAGAAUUAGAGAGGGCUGUAGGCCCUGGAAUUAUGUCCACUGCACAAAUGGCAGCUAUGACCUCUGGAGAAAUGUUGAAGCCACUAAUGAGGGUUUCAGCCUCUGGAACCAUGCCCAUGCCUUUAGUGUCACCUAUGACUUCUGGAGAGAUGUCUAUGCCACUAAUGAAAACCAUGCCUUCCGGGACAAUGUCAACUCUACAAGCCAAAGUCAUGAGGUCUAGAGCUGCAUCCUUGACACAGCCAACAAUAACAACUUCUGAGGGACUAGCUAAUCCCCCACAGAGAGUUCCCGCCUCUGCAGCAGUGUCUACAUCACUUAUGAGAUCCUCAGGUUCAGGAAUGACGUCCAUACCACUACUGAGGGCUACGGCCUCAGGAGGGAUAUCCAUGCCUCAAAUGACAGCUCCAACCUCUGGAGAGAUGUCUACACCACUAAUGAGGGUGCUGGCACCUGGAACAAUGUCCAGACAACAAACUACCUUUGGAAUGACACCCACUCUGAAUAUCAAAGCCACAGACUUGGGAGAGGGAUCUACCUCUCACAUUAGAGUCACGGCCCCUGGAUCAAAGAGCACACCACACAUGCCUGGCACAACAUCUGAAAUAAAGAACCCACCACCAAAGGAAGUGCCAUCCUUUGGUAUGUUGACCCCAGCACUUUGUUACCUCUUAGAAGAGCAAGAAGCAGCACGGGGCUCAUCCUCUGUGGAGGAAGAUGCAGAGGAAAUUGAUGAAGAGAAACAAAUGAAGGGGUUUCUGGAUGAUUCUGAGAAAAUGGCAUUUCUGGUGUCUCUUCAUCUGGGGGCAGCAGAGAGGUGGUCUGUCUUGCAGAUGGAGUUAGGAAACCACCUCUCCAGUGAAAAUAAAUCUUUCUUGAGAAGAUCACAGGGUUUGUAUGACUCCUUGUCUGAGAUAGACAUCCUAAGUGCUGUUCUUUGUCAUCCUAAGCAGGGCCAGAAGUCAGUCAGGCAGUAUGCCACUGACUUCCUGCUGCUGGCCCGACACUUGUCUUGGUCUGAUGCCAUUCUACGGACCAGGUUUCUGGAAGGACUCUCAGAAGCUGUUACCACCAAAAUGGGCCGUAUCUUCCUGAAGGUGGCCGGCAGCCUAAAGGAGCUGAUAGACAGGUCUCUGUACACUGAGUGCCAGCUGGCUGGAGAGAAGGAUUCCUCAGGCAACUCAAACCAAGUUGUGCCAACAGCCUGUAAGAGGAACAAUGAGGAGGCCAUGGAGAAUGAACUGGACUCUCAGCAGCAGACUGAUGAGCACCAACAUGUUCCCAAACGCUGUUACUACUUGAAAGAACAUGGAGACCCCCAAGAAAGUCUUCAUGACCAUCUUCGACAGAGUGCAGGCCAUCCGAAGGUCCCCACCAAUAAGUAGUACUCCUUGGAAUCUUAUGUGAUUUCUGACUUGGCUGCUAACUGGAAGACCGGUUCCUGGACCCAUUUCAUUCAACUGCAUCAUAAACCUUGUUGCCUUUACCCUCCAGCCUUCCCCUCCAGGUGCAUUCCACUUUAUCUCCUUUUUGGUUGCCUUGACCUUUUCAUUCACCUACAUGCCUGUGACCUGCCCUGACAAUCAGUGUGGACUUUAAGAGUGUAUGGUGUAUGAGGCUUUGAACUUCCAUCAUUAUCAUCAUCAUCAUCAUCAAUAACAACAACAAUAUCAUCAUCAAGGCCAGUUCUAAUUCUUGGUCCAGGGAGAAGUCUAGGCAGGAGAAAUCACAUCCUACCUCAAAACACCUUAGAAUGUCUUGCCAUGUGUCAUCAGGCAAACUUGAGGAAACCCUGCUCCCAUUCCACCUGGCAGGGGAGCCUAUACACAGAGAGAUAUCCACCCCUAUACCAUCCUUUCAAAUCACGAGACUUGCCCUUAUAUGCCCCAAUUCAUAGUAUCUAAAUGGGUCUCCAAAACCUUUGCCCUGUUUAUAGUCUUGAUCUUGAACCAUUUAUUUUGACCCGUAAUAUUAAUAGUAGUGAUAGUAAUGGCUAACAAUUGUUGGUAAUGUGCCAUGUGACAAGUACUGGGCUAAAUCCUUGUCAAGCACCAUCUCCCUACAGUGAGCCUAACUUGCUCUUGUGUUGUUAGCUUCUGAUCUCUUGAUCUGUUGCUUAUGGUGUUUGUUCUUUGGUGUGGAAUCUCUAGCUAUGACCUCUGGGCGACCCCCUCAGUUGUUAAUUUCCCUUGCUCCCCUUGGCUUUUGUGCUUUAUGACUGGCACUCUUCAUAAGGGUCUUGGUGUCUAAACAGGUGUAGGUAGUUAGAACGUAAUAUGAUUAGUGUUUGCCUUCAGGUGGUGGGUUAUGGGUGUUUUUUUAUUUUCUUUUUACAGUUCUCUGUGCUUUCCAGAUU
Meriones unguiculatus (Mongolian gerbil) is the source of this 5301-nucleotide messenger RNA. RefSeq names its product retrotransposon Gag like 9 (gene Rtl9). Bases 224 to 4330 code for a protein of 1368 amino acids. NCBI's taxonomy places the organism in Eukaryota, Metazoa, Chordata, Mammalia, Rodentia, Muridae. The record is from RefSeq and is a predicted model, not a curated record. The transcript is spliced from 3 exons.